CGCGGAACUGGGUUGUGAUCUUUUUCUCUGGUGGGGAAGACCUGGAUAGGGCUCUCAAGGCCCCGCCCCGUCCGCCUGACUAGUUCGAAUCCUGCGGGUUCUGCAGGCAGGUUUCGGGCAGACCCCAGACUCACGUCUCGCCACCAGCCGGCGAAGAUCCGGGGAUGGGCAACGCCACCCAGCUCGCUCCAGAGCCAGCAUGGGUCUCAGCGAGGCUGGUGACGCUCCAGGAUGGGAGACAAGCCAAUUUGGGAGCAGAUUGGAUCCAGCUUCAUUCAACAUUACUACCAGUUAUUUGAUAAUGAUAGAACCCAACUAGGUGCAAUUUAUAUUGAUGCAUCAUGCCUUACGUGGGAAGGACAGCAGUUCCAGGGGAAAGCUGCCAUUGUGGAAAAGUUGUCUAGCCUUCCGUUCCAGAAAAUUCAGCAUAGCAUCACAGCCCAGGACCAUCAACCUACGCCAGAUAGCUGUAUCAUCAGCAUGGUUGUAGGCCAGCUCAAGGCGGAUGAAGAUCCCAUCAUGGGUUUCCACCAGAUGUUUCUAUUAAAGAACAUCAAUGAUGCUUGGGUUUGCACCAAUGACAUGUUCAGGCUUGCUCUGCACAACUUCGGCUGACCUCUUCCUGGCCAGAUACUCACGCUGUUUCCUCCUCCCUCCUUUUCCUAAUACUAUCACACUCCUCCAGAUGCUCCAAAUACCAUACACAAAUGAGCAAGGCCGAGGUGGGAGUGGGUGCAAUGCACUUCUGCCACCACGGUGUUGUGCAUGAUGUUUGGAUGCUAGACUAGUUGCAUCUGACAGGAGAAGUUUGUGUUGUACCAGCGCAUGCCUUGGAAAGACUUAAGUAAUGCAAAAGAUUGUCUUUGUUUUUGUUUUUUUGUUUUUUAAUCUACUGACAAGUUGCUCUAGUAACCCAAAGAAGUGGAGAAAGCAGCUGCCUCACCGCCCAGAUAUUUGAUUUGUUCAGAUGUUUCAAAUGCCUCAUGAUACAAUAAAACCACAAAAAUUUUCUUAACAGUUUAAAUUGUUUUCAUGAGUUUAAUAUAUUUGGCUGGGCAUCAAUAACUAUUCUGGCCCAUUGUCUCUCUCAUAUAUCACCCUCCCAAUUCUGCCUCAACAGAACCUACUGCAAGGAGCAAAUUGGCCUAAGUAGCACUUUCAACUAAGCUUCUCUCCAGCCUAGUAAGGCAGAGUUCUCUCCAGCCCAUUUGGUCUUGGGAAAGCAGAGAGAGCUAGCCUGAAGCCUAUCUCAUACUGAAGGCUCAUACUGAAGGCUCUUCAGUCAGUUCUAGCUGACACCUCCUGUGGCUUCUGCUCUGAGUAGAUUCAGGUCUCUAGUGGAGAGAGAGUUGAUUCUCAAUCCUGUGGCAGCUAGAAAGGCCUUGACAAAUAAGAUUUCCCAUGUUUAGACUCUGUGGGCCAAGGUCUCAGCAAGACUGGUAGUCCUGCUCUAUUCCCAAAAGGAUUAGGAUCGCAUUCAGAGUGCCCACAUCCCCCAAACCAAACAGAGAUUCUGUACCACCUGCUUGAACUCAGCCAGGCCCCAUUUGGUUGGAGCACAAAUUCUGCACUGUGGAAGAAUUCACAGUGUGAGGGAGUCAUGCUCUAGUUUUCACCCCUCAGACCUCUGCAGGGCACUUAUGUAUCAUCUUCCCCCUUCCACACACUCAUGCUGUCUUCAAAUCCCAGGAAGUCUUAACUGUUAGGGCACUUUCUGCCCUGCUUCUUAGUUUGGGCACAAAGUGCUUGCCCAGUACAAAUCCAGCUUUUCAUCCUUGAGACCACUGGAUGGUAUAAAGC
Nannospalax galili (Upper Galilee mountains blind mole rat) is the source of this 1800-nucleotide messenger RNA. It is a transcript of the gene Nutf2, whose product is annotated as nuclear transport factor 2. NCBI's taxonomy places the organism in Eukaryota, Metazoa, Chordata, Mammalia, Rodentia, Spalacidae. Gene Ontology annotation, cellular component: nuclear pore central transport channel. The transcript is spliced from 5 exons. The record is from RefSeq and is a predicted model, not a curated record. The coding region runs from base 232 to 615 and encodes 127 amino acids. Gene Ontology annotation, biological process: protein import into nucleus.